GGAGGAGACCUGGGACAGGAGGUGGAGACCUGGGGUGGGAGGAGACCUGGGGCACCCAGGCCUGUCCCUCAGUGUCCCUCUGCCCUUCCCCUUGCUACCAGACUGUAUAUACCUGCUCCUGUGGGCAGGUGACUGUGAAAAGUGAAUCUGCUGCUCCCCAUCCCCACGGGUGAUGUCCUUCCCCAGUGAGGGCACUGAGUGGGGUCAUCCAUGGCACUUGGCGUGCUCUGGGUCAGCUCUCAUGUGGUGGAUGUGUGGUCCUUCCUCAUGGUGGACACAUGUCCUCCCUGGUGGAUGUGUGGUCCUUCUCCAUGGUGGAUGUGAUCCUUCCUCAUGGUGGACGGGUGGUGCUUCUCUAUGGUGGAUGUGUGGUCCUUCUCUGCGUGGUCCUUCCCUGUGAUGGAUGCAUGAUCCUUUUUCAUGGUGCAUAUGUGGUCCUUCUCCAUGGUGGACGCAUGGUUGUUCCUCAUAGUUAACACGUGGUCCUUCUCCAUGGUGGAUGUGUGGUUGUUCUCAUUGUGGGAGGGUAUAUUGUGCUGGUCAGCCUGGGGUCAGGGGCCCUUGCACAGUGGCCUCUGCCAUUGGGCCUUGUGCUGUCAGCACUGCAGGUGGUGGAAGGCUCCCACCUCUGGUCAAUGCAUCAGCCAUCUCUGGGAGCCCAAGAAGUUCUGGGAAGUUCUCCUUGCAGGAUGUGGCUGCACUGAUUCGCUCUGGAGCCUGCCAGCGUGUGGUGGUCAUGGUGGGCGCUGGCAUCAGCACCCCCAGUGGCAUCCCCGAUUUCAGGUCUUCAGGCAGCGGCCUCUACAGUAACCUGCAGAAGUACAACCUGCCUUACCCCGAGGCAAUUUUUGAACUCGAGUUCUUCUUUCAUAACCCCAAGCCCUUCUUCAUGUUGGCCAAGGAGCUGUACCCAGGGAACUACAGACCCAAUGUCACCCACUACUUCCUCCGCCUGCUGCAUGACAAGGGGCUGCUUCUGCGGCUGUACACGCAGAACAUCGACGGGCUUGAGAGGGCAUCUGGCAUCCCAGCCUCUAAGCUGGUGGAAGCCCAUGGGACAUUUGCCUCUGCCACGUGCACUGUGUGUCGGCGAAGCUUCCCUGGUGAGAACUUCAGGGUUGACGUGAUGGCAGGCAGGGUCCCCUCCUGCCCGGUCUGCACGGGCGUGGUGAAGCCUGACAUUGUGUUCUUCGGGGAGCCGCUGCCCCACAGGUUCUUCUUGCAUGUAGUGGACUUUCCCAUGGCGGACCUGCUGCUCAUCCUGGGGACCUCACUGGAGGUGGAGCCAUUCGCCAGCCUGUCUGAGGCUGUAGGGAACUCGGUGCCCCGAGUGCUCAUCAACUGGAACCUGGUGGGGUCCUUGGCCUCUCGUCCACGCAGCAGGGAUGUGGCCCGGCUUGGGGACGUGGUGCGUGGUGUGGAGGAGCUGGUGGAGCUUCUGGGUUGGACACAGGACAUGCAAGACCUUGUGCAGCAGGAAACAAGAAAGCUGGAUGGAUUGGACAAAUAGGACAUGGGUGACUCACAGGAAGCCGUAUGUGAGGACUGGAGCAGACACUGGCCAGACAAGCACAUGUGGUCCUUUCUGCUGAGUCGCCUGGAGCUCUGUGUGCUGACCACCAGCGUGGGAGCUUCGUCCUGGUGGUGGAUAGAGCCAAACCAGGGACUGAGUGGCUUGGUCCUAGGGGUCUGGAUCUCCUUAUUGGCCUCCCUGUAAGUUACACACUUUGUGACAUCAGACAGAGUAAACCUCAGCCCAAGUGGACGUCUGUUGUCACUGAUUCCUGGGGUCGGGGUGGGAGACAUCAGAACAAAGCCCCUUUGUCCAGGUCAGCGCACUUGGAAGCCCUGUCGCUCCUGUGGGGAAAGGACACGGAUAGUUCAGCCAUUCCCAACUACCAGCAUCCAGCCCUGGAAUUGUCUCGUGCCUUUGUUGAUAUCCUGACCCCAGGGCUGUGGGGUGCCCACUGAAAGCUCUGUCCUGAAGAGGUAGCCUGGCCUCA
This is a messenger RNA of Ochotona curzoniae (black-lipped pika), 2003 nucleotides long. It is a transcript of the gene SIRT3, whose product is annotated as sirtuin 3. The record is from RefSeq and is a predicted model, not a curated record. Lineage: Eukaryota; Metazoa; Chordata; Mammalia; Lagomorpha; Ochotonidae. Gene Ontology annotation, molecular function: NAD+ binding; histone deacetylase activity, NAD-dependent. The coding region runs from base 500 to 1510 and encodes 336 amino acids. The transcript has 6 exons.